Molecule: messenger RNA, 2193 nt
Organism: Chaetomium globosum CBS 148.51
Lineage: Eukaryota; Fungi; Ascomycota; Sordariomycetes; Sordariales; Chaetomiaceae
Exons: 5
Coding region: 1-2193 (730 amino acids)
Source: RefSeq, a predicted model, not a curated record
AUGGCCAUUUCCGGCGAACACCAAGGCGACGACCGCCAAAAUGGCUCGAGCACGCCCACCCCACCACCCCCACCGCUACUCCCACCACCGCUGUCAAUCAACCGACUCCUCGCGCUCCAUCCCCGAGAACGAUUGCUGGUUCAUCCGCUGCGCUGGACUGACCAGCAGCCGGCCCUCCUCGGCUGUCGCAUCCAUUCGCACCAUGACGAGGCCCAUAGCGCUGCCGCCGAGGAGAACACCGGGGCCGCGUCGUCCAAAUCAGAUCGCCUCGCGGGCCUUCUCGCCAAACGACUAAAUGGCCAAUUGGACCCAGAAAGAUUGGCUGACACCGUCGCGCAACUCCUCGCGCCGCUUGACGCUCGUCACAUCUUGCUUCAGAUGGAGAUCUGCUAUGUGUCAGUUUCAAUGGGGCGGCCCGCCCCCGAAACCUUCACCUUGGCGUGCCUCGACUUUAACGAAACCAUGCUGGAGAGAAAGCUCCACUUCAGGCCACCGGGGAACCUUUGCCACACGGAUUGGGAAGGAUUACGCCGUUCUCACACCCUAGUAAAGCUCCAUACCCCCAAGGAUCCUCAAAAAGAUCCAUUCUUGGUUGCUCUUGUCAUCGCCCUCGCGCAAAAAGACCGCCCGGCAUGUAGCACAACCACUGCCUCCCGACUCCAGCUUCACCCCCAUGUGCAAGCUUCCUUUCUUGACAAGUUGGAUUUCCCAAGUCAGGAACCCGCGGUUGGCUCGAGCCUCGACAUAGACCACUGGCACAUUCCAGCCGAGCCUUUCCAGACCUUGUCGCAGCGGGUCUGCCAGGCACUGAGGCUGAAUGGCUACGGAAAGGCGCAUAUCAGGAAUCAUGGUGAGUCCUCGGUUAAGGCGGGAAAGAAGCGGAAAAGGGACGUUGCUUCGGAUGAGCAGGGCGCUUCUUGGUACGUCCUUUGGACCGUCGUGCUGCCCCAACCAACCUACUCGAGCGCUGGCAACGGCAAGGCUCAGAAGGCCGUCGAGAUUGAUCUUGUUCUUGUAAAAGUUCCCAAAGAGUCUUUCUUCUCAAAACUCUGGACCGGCCGGGGCAACAAUCCUUGGCCUCAGUUCAUUACGCGAGCGUCUUCAUUUUACCCACCCUACCCCAAGAUGCCCUACUUCGACACCGUCACCGACCGUUCUGUCUUGUCACGGUGGCCAGUGCCGCCGUCAGAACACAUCAACAGGGUGGCAACCUUGCCUGCGGCCAGCAGCUGGUCGACUGACCAGCUCCGCGCCGCCCGUCUCGUGGUUCGCAGCGCCACCGUCCGGUCUGAGAGUGAGCCAGGCCACGUCCUGCCCGAUCUGCGGGAGCAUUUUGGUGAAGCCGAAGUCGCCUGCAGCCAACCACUCAUCCGAGGUCUCUUGGAGGGGCCCAGCGAGGCCAACCUCGACGACACACUGACCGAGACAGAGCUUGUCCACCAGUACGGCGCAAGUCUCGCGUCCUUUUGGGCCGCCCUUGCCCAGUUCGGUGACGUUGAAGGUCUCGAUAUCGAGGGCGGUGACUUGAACGAGGACGCCGACGAAGGCGACAAACGCCCGUACAGCCCAGGGUCCGAUUCCUCCCAGCCACACAAGCGAGUUCGGACACAAGUAGUGAAUCCAGUCUACCGCAACAGCACGACAAUGCGGGUCGGCUCCUCCAGCCCGUCGCGCGAGGGCGGCUCUCUGCAGGCGUCCCAGGGCUCCGACCCCGGCUAUGUUAGCCAAGAUCGCGCCGCGGCCGACGUUCCGGAGCACGCUACUGUCCGGAUUGCGUCUGCAUUCCUCCGCCACCUUCUCCAGUCUUGCCCGCCCCAACACGAGACGCAGCACUAUAAGCCCACGAACUUGGUCGAGGUCUCAGACGGAUCGCGCCGGUUUGUCGGCAAAACCGCCUAUGACGUGGCGAUCGGAGCCACAGCGGAUGGGGAGCUGGUCCUGCAUCGGCUUCGCAAUGGCAGGUACAACCUUACCGGGCACCGCCCAGCCCUCCUCGAAGCCAAGAAACGGUUCGCCGUCAUCAAGGAUGGGCGACCGGCGUUUACGGACCAGCUCCUCGGUCAAAUGACAUGCGAAGCUCUUGCGUUCCGCCUCGAGAGGAAGCAGACGGAGGGCGCUGUCCCCAUUGACGAGAAGUGCGACCCCCCCCAUCCCCCAACUAAGAAACUAUUUGCGUCUUCGGGAUAUGCAUGA